Molecule: messenger RNA, 911 nt
Organism: Drosophila kikkawai
Lineage: Eukaryota; Metazoa; Arthropoda; Insecta; Diptera; Drosophilidae
Source: RefSeq, a predicted model, not a curated record
GCGAGUGGCGGCCUGGCAGUGGAAUCAUUAGACAAGUGUCGAGCCGCGCGUGCGCAACAUAGUCUCAGAGGAGGAGCAAGCCCACCAGCAAACAGUUGAAACCACAAACAGGCGACCACAACAUGAAGUGCUUUCUUAUCCUGUUGGCGACCAGCCUAGUGCUGAGUGUCCUGGCUGAGGAUGCGCCCGACCAAGAGCAGGUGGCUUUGGCCUCCGAUCAGUCAUCGGUAGCGGUGGCUCCCGUCGAGGAGGAUCAGGUGGGCGCCGCCAGCAGCUAUGCACCGCUGCAGGAGAAGAAGCAGGAGAAGCGCUAUGUUGGUGGAUACGGUGGCUAUGCAGGAGCAGGCGGCUAUGGCGGAGCAGGAGGCUAUGGUGCGGGCUAUGGCGGCUAUGGUUCCGCUCUGGGCGCUGGCUAUGGAGGAGCCUAUGGCAGUGGCGUGGGAGUGGACAGCUACUAUAAUCCCUACGGCUCUCGAUCUCUGGCUGGAUUAGGUGAGGAUGGCGCCGCAGUGGGUGGUUAUGGCGGUUAUGGUGGCUAUGGCUCUGCUCUGGGCGGCUAUGGAUCUGCUCUUGGUGGAGGUUAUGGCUCUGCUCUCGGCGGCUACGGCUCCGCUCUGGGCGGAGGCUAUGGCGGCUCCUACAACUCCAACCCCUACGCGCUGUCGUACUACAACAGCCGGCUGGGCGUGGGAGCCGGAGGCACUGGCUACCCGUACUACAACACCCGCUUCGGAGCCGGCGGCUAUCCCUCCAGCUACUACACGAGCAACUACGGCAACAGCGUGGUCGGCGGCGGACUGGGAGCCCUCGGCGGAGUGCCGCCCAUUGGAACCGGUUACAACUACGGGUCCGGCAUCUCGGGCACCGUCUACUAGGCAAGAUCCAAACACCCAACGUUCAACAUUUAAGCU